CCUCUGCUUUGUAAGCCAAUACCUUAAAAUACAUGAAUAGGGCAACAGCUAAAUCAGGUCAAUCCAGUUCUGACACACAUUGUAAGGCUUCAAGAGGCUGAACUUGCUUUUCUACUUUAUGCACUGAAUCCAGUCCCCUGCCACAUCACACUGCUCACCUGAGCUACACGGUGCACUGCCUCUCUGACGAACGAGUAGUUUUCGCCAACCUUAAAACCACACAUCCAACUCAUCAAACACAUCAAGGAUUGUAGCCUGAAGAAACAAAACAAUGGCAUCCUUUCGGAUAGCUUUAAUAGCCACAUUUCUGAUGUCCUACAUGUGGGUUGUUGCUGAAACCCAAAUUGCAUCAACUUCAUCAGAUUUCAGCUUAACACCACUUCUACUUAGUAGUGCUGAUGGCUCGACAACUGAUGCAACUGAAGCUCCUGGGACAGAGAACACGAGUGAUGGCUCUUCACUUAUUACUGAAACAACUUGGACCGACACUCUUCCCACUGACAGCAUGAACAGCUCACCUGCACCAACGCCCCUGUUAUCCCAAACAAUAAGUGACUCGAAUGUGGCAGAUAUAGACAGCACCUCCCCAUUGCCUACAUCAGCAAACAAUGGCAGCUUUAUCACUGUAACAUUUGGUGAUAACAGCACCAUUACAGUGACCACAAUCUGGGCUGAUUCCAACAGCACGGGAUACAACGCAACAAAUCAGACCAGUCCUGGACCAAUAUUAAGCACCAUUUCGGCUAUUCCUACUAGGAACACCACUAACGGAACUUCAACCAUGCAGCCCAACACAACAGAGAAUAAUAUCAGCACUUCAGUAAGUCCAACAGCUGUGUUCACCACCAGUAGUUCCUACAACGGUACAACUAUUAACACCACGUCUUUGAAUGAAAAAGGUCCACAUCAGGUCAACAACAAAACAAAUGGAGGCGUUAUGUUUGGCAUCAUCCUCGGCUCCACUUUGGCAAUUCUCUCAGCCAUGCUCCUGGUUUACGUCUUGUGCAAACGCAAGAAGUCAGACCACUUUAGUCAUCGUAGAAUGUACGAUAACCUUCCUAGCGAUCCAGUUCUCCGCUUGGAUAAUACAACUGAUACCAUUGAUUUACGCUACCAAGGGGGAGCUGCGUACUACAAUCCUGCCGUCAUGAACGAAGUAUCACCUCAUCAUCCAGGACAGCUGGAGAAUGUGAAUGAUGUGAUUCAGAUGGAUUACAUAACACCUUCGCAUGGAGAAGUCGCAUGAAGCAAUCUCACAAACAGCAUGUGAUGUACCAGUUUGCUUAUUGCAAGCAAAUGAAGAAAACUGUACUGCGUUAGUGCCAGGAGCCAAAAUUAGCAGUAACAUAAACCAAAAGUCCAAAAUCCUUAAAGAUAUCAAAUAAGACUCCAAGCCCGACAUCAGGAGCCUAAAUGUUGGGGCUGUGCAAACAGUGACUGUGUGGAAUCAACUUACCCCAGAUCGCCAUGAAGAUGGCAAAGAAGACAGUACCUCCAUUGUCAAACAAAUGCGUCAUCUAAAAGAAGCACAGAGAAGGACAUGCUGAUUACUGCAUCAUGAAUAGGCUGUAAAAUUUAAGACAUAACCGCAGAACAUUUUGUUUACAUUAUUCUUUACCAAAAGCUUUGGAGUAAAAUUCGCAGUGUUUGAGCCUUUGAUUGUGUUAAUUAACUCAAUCAAUGGGUUAAGAAGCACCCUAAAUUUCCCCUCUUACUUUCUAAGCUUAAUAUAACAUUGUUAUGUGUCAUUAAGUUAAAGCUUUGUAAGUUCCAAUUGAAUUAUAUUGCACUUAAAUGAUACACUUGCAUACAAGGGCAGGGAAAUUAGGGUUUUGUUAUUAAAUUUAAAUGUGGUAGAAUACC
Messenger RNA from Callorhinchus milii (elephant shark), 1863 nucleotides. It is a transcript of the gene muc15, whose product is annotated as mucin 15, cell surface associated. The record is from RefSeq and is a predicted model, not a curated record. The transcript is spliced from 4 exons. Lineage: Eukaryota; Metazoa; Chordata; Chondrichthyes; Chimaeriformes; Callorhinchidae. Bases 272 to 1246 code for a protein of 324 amino acids.